UAAAAGGCACAGCCACGGUCACACUGGUGUGCACUUUUUUUGUGCAAUUAUUUAUCAAAAAUAAGCAACGACGUGUGACAACGAACCACGAACCCAACGAAAUGGCAACGCGCGGCGGUCCAAUGGUGGCGGGCACCGACGGCAACGAUUUCGAGUUCAGACAGCGCGUAGCUGGCACAUAUCAAAUUAGCCUGCUGAACAAGUCCAGGUUGAAGUUCUGCAUCUUCUUUCACGCCCUGCUCUUCUUCGUGAUGCUGGCCAAGCUCACGUCGGACAUCCUGGACCGCCUGGACAUCUUUGUGCUGGAGAUCGAGGAGCUAGAGGUGCCGCCGCCGCUGUGGUGGGAGUACGUGUGGGCCGCGUCGCUGCUCACUUCCUUCCUGGGCCUCUCGGCCGCCAGGGGCAACAAGGUGCGCGAGAUGCAGAAGUACAUGGUGGCCAUUCUGCUGUUCGCCAUCCUGCCGCUGUUCUACUGCUUCGCCUACUACUUCUCGGACGUGUGGGAGUUCGCCACGCUGGACAAGUCAGUGGAGCUGGACGAGACGGACAUUUUCGUGUGGCGCGGCUACCCGUACGGCGUUUUCUGGUACGCCUUCUGCUUUGUGGGCUUCCAGGUCCACGGAUUCACGCUGUACUUCGCCUACAACCUGGUCAAGGCCUGGAAGGCCAGAACUGCCACGCGCAAGUUCCAGUAAUCUAAAUACUCGCCAAACUAGUAAACGCCGGAGAGCAGGGCUAGUUGUAAAUAAUUUGGAAACUUGAAACUAACUCAAAACACUAGUGCACAAAAGCGUAAUGAAACUAUGGUAAAUCUAAAGUUAUGCAGCUGUUAAGGUAUCGCACACUUAGUCAUACAGGAAGGGAAAACAUAUGGUCGAAACUAAACUAAACGAAGCGUCGGCGUUAAAGUUAUUGUUAGUUGAAAGUUAAACCGUUCAAAUGAUUAAAUAGACUCUUAUCCAUAUACACAUAUACAUAUAUACACAACGCAGCCUUGUGAGGUCGACUAAAGACAAGAAGCAACUGAAGCCACCAAAUUUCCCCGAGUCGGAAUAAAAACCAAAAACCAACCUA
This is a messenger RNA of Drosophila elegans, 1074 nucleotides long. It is a transcript of the gene jagn, whose product is annotated as protein jagunal. The record is from RefSeq and is a predicted model, not a curated record. The coding region runs from base 102 to 695 and encodes 197 amino acids. NCBI's taxonomy places the organism in Eukaryota, Metazoa, Arthropoda, Insecta, Diptera, Drosophilidae. The transcript has 3 exons. Gene Ontology annotation, biological process: endoplasmic reticulum organization; vesicle-mediated transport. Gene Ontology annotation, cellular component: endoplasmic reticulum membrane.